UGGUGUGACAUAAUCGGGUGAUGUGGUGCCACACAAAUUAUGAGCUGGUGGACAAAUACAUCUGUACCCGACGACUUAUUGUUGACAUCGACCACCUUUAAGAUGACUUGAGCUACCAGAUUAGCUGGAGAAGAUACCUCCUAGGAAUCUGGACGGUUGAGCGAGUCGCGCUUUUGUCGGUGCAUUUGUCACAUCUCUAGUUUAAAGGUCAACAACCCACCGACCGCGACCUACAGGCUUUCCUCUGCGACACGCUGGUUUGUGACUCACCACUAUGUGUUUUUGUUGAGGUUUAUUGCGUACUUCCAUCAGCAGGUACCCUCCUCCUCUCUCUCUACUGCGCCAUGGCUGCGAACGGAGCCGCCAAGCCUGCGAUGGACGGGGCAACAACGCGCCGGCCCCGCCUGGGUAGCAUGAGCAGGCCGCCAUUUCCCUGGUUUGGCAUGGACAUAGGAGGAACUCUAGCCAAGUUGGUGUACUAUGAGCCCACAGACAUUACUCCAGAUGAGGCUGAGGCAGAACGAGACAGUCUGAAGGUUAUCCGUAAAUAUUUGACCUCCAAUGUGGCAUACGGUAAGGAGGGGAUACGGGACACUCAUCUGGAAAUGAAAAACCUGGCUCUGUGUGGACGGAAGGGAAACUUGCACUUCAUCCGCUUUCCCACAACAGGGAUGGAGCGUUUUCUUCACAUGGGCCAUGAGAAGAACUUCUCAAGUCUCCAUACAACUUUCUGUGCCACAGGAGGCGGGGCCUAUCGCUUUGAGGAGGACUUUUUGCGGAUCGCAGGGUUGCAGUUAAACAAGCUUGAUGAGCUGGACUGUCUGAUCCAUGGUAUCCACUACAUAGAUUCCAGUAAAUUCAAUGGCAGCUCCGAAUGUUACUGGUAUAAAAAUCCCACAAGAGAGGACUUGUGUGAGAAGAUGCCAUUUGACUUUCGUAACCCUUACCCCUACAUCGUGGUGAACAUAGGGUCAGGGGUCAGCAUCCUUGCUGUGUAUUCGCAGGACGACUACAAGAGGAUUAGUGGAACCAGCCUUGGUGGUGGAACAUUCCUUGGCCUGUGUUGCCUGCUCACAGGCUGUGACACAUUUGAGGAUGCGAUAGAAAUGGCUGCAAAUGGGAACAGUACUAAUGUGGAUAAGUUGGUCAAGGACAUCUACGGUGGUGACUACACACGCUUUGCACUCUCUGGAGAAACUGUUGCAUCAAGUUUUGGAAACAUGCACAUCAAGGAGAAGAGGGAAGCUGCCAGCAAGGAGGACCUGGCACGAGCAACACUUGUCACCAUCACCAACAACAUCGGCUCCAUAGCCCGCAUGUGUGCCCUCACUGAGAAAAUUGAACGAGUGGUGUUUGUUGGGAACUUCUUGCGAGUGAACCCCAUCUCCAUGAAGCUUCUGGCAGAUGCCAUGGACUUCUGGUCAAGUGGACAACUCAAGGCACUCUUUCUGGAGCAUGAGGGUUACUUUGGAGCUGUAGGUGCAUUACUGCAACUCACAAAGACAUCUCCAUUUGAUGUACCUAUUGACCAAUGAACAAGUCUCUAUUAACACUGCCAACACACUGGGACCAGUCGAACCCCUACAUGUACAUCUUUUUUACCUGCACACAUUCUCUGCUCUUCAAUGUGCCAACAUACAUCUGUGGAAAAACUACAUUUGUACCACUAGACUGGUAGGAAGUGCUGUGGUUAGAUUUCUCUGUUGUUACCAUCAGAGUUGUGUAUUAACAGAACAACAUGUACCGAAAGGCAAUGAAAAGUCAAGAGCCAUUGAUUAGGUAUACUACUUGCUUACUUAGGCCUACCUCAAAUCCUUGGGUAUAGGCCACAAAUGAAAGUACCAAACAACCAAAUUAAGGUGGCAAUGCAACAAUGAACUAAACUAAUAUGUGAUUAGAAACGUUUUAAGCAUGCUUAAUGUGCAAAUCAAUUUUAGAUGUACAUUUAUAAGUACUAUGUGACAAAUCCACAUUGAUUUUAUUCCAUUAUUUCCUUAUGUAGAGACCGACAUUGAAGUAUAAGAAAUCUAUAGAGAGAACUGAAAAUCAUUUAAGAAUGUAAGUGAUAUACCGGUACUCCACAAUUUAAACUUUCAGUGCAGUCAGAUUGAUUGAUCAAUCGUACAUAAAGUAAUGUAGAGGCAAGAUGCAUCAAUAAGAAGCAGUAGCACAUAGAUAGGACUCUUCCAUACAAUUCCUAUGGGGUUGAGGGGUCAGUUUGGGAACAUUUUUGUAACAGAAGGUAGAAACAGCUAGAUUGAGAGUGACUGAAGUUCAGUACAACUCAGUUCUUAUUGAGUGUUAGAUAACUGUACUUAACCAGUUUCUCAACUUACUGUAGAGUGGUAUAAGAUGAAAUGAUGAGUUGAUGGACACCAGCAUGGUAUUUCUUAACUGUGCAAAAUUAUAUCUUAAUAAAUCAUAUGUGCUCUAUGGUGCAAAACUUUGAAAUAUGAGUUAGGGUUCAUGCUAAACACGUCGCAACAUUCUUAUUACCUUGACAAGUUGUUUACCCUUUUGUAGCCUAUUAUGAUCUCUUCUGAGGGUGUGAUAAACAGUAUCCUAUGUUGAAAAACAAGGGAGAUGGAUUCUGGAGCUAUUAAAAAAUGGAAAUACUGUACAUCCAUAUCAGUGAACAAUGUAAAAAAUGGAUCUGGCCUGAAAAAUUACAAGAUGACUUGUAUAGGAGAGACUUGUCAGGUUUGCUGUUAGUGUAUCUUAUUAGAAUAGAGGUAGGAUACCAGAAUUUUGCUGUCCACAUGACUCUUUUCACCUUUUAAAAACAUUGUCCUCUGCAUGUUGUACAUAAUUGAGAAACUAGGAAGGAUUUGAUAUGGGUAAGUUUGAAGUUGAACAUUCCCAAACUGAAAUCACAUGCAUGUUCCAAAGCAUGGGUCUCUGCAUCAAUGUAAAAUGUUUCCAAAAAUGCUUUUAUAUUGUAUCUCUCCAGCAGUAGCAGUCCUGAGACCAAUGUGAUGAUUAUGAUGUAACAGAAUGAUUAUUAUAUACUGGGCGCCUACUAGUAAUAUCAGGGUUUUCCCCUUUUUUGCUUCCAGUUGAUGGAUUAACUUUCUUAUUAGUAUCAGGUUAUAUGUUACAUGUUUGGAGUUACUCGGUCUAGAUCAGAAUGAUGGAAAUGUUGUAAAUAAUUGUGAAGAGAUUAAUCUGUGUUAAUUUAUUACCAAUAGGUGUGUUGUAAAAAUCAUUGUCGGAAGUGUCACUGGAAGUCUACUUUCCUCAAAAACCUUAAAGGUAAUGCUGGUCAACAAAGCUCAACUGGGUCUUGAA
Molecule: messenger RNA, 3288 nt
Organism: Branchiostoma floridae (Florida lancelet)
Lineage: Eukaryota; Metazoa; Chordata; Leptocardii; Amphioxiformes; Branchiostomatidae
Product: pantothenate kinase 3-like
Exons: 7
Coding region: 345-1535 (396 amino acids)
Biological process (GO): coenzyme A biosynthetic process
Cellular component (GO): cytosol; nucleus
Molecular function (GO): pantothenate kinase activity; ATP binding
Source: RefSeq, a predicted model, not a curated record